Molecule: messenger RNA, 120 nt
Organism: Racocetra persica
Lineage: Eukaryota; Fungi; Glomeromycota; Glomeromycetes; Diversisporales; Gigasporaceae
Source: the annotation of a GenBank genome assembly
AUGGUAGAAAUAAUAAAAAUAGUUGAAAUAGUAAAAAUGGUAGAAAUGGUAGAAAUGGUAAAAAUAGUAGAAAUGGUAAAAAUGGUAGAAAUAGUAGAAAUAGUAGAAAUGGUAGAAAUG